GUUUCUAAAGUUGCUUUGCAAUAUUAAUCAUGAUUUAUUUGUAGGGCAAAGAUAAUAAGGUAGUCUUAUCUGGAGAGCCUAAGAGUGGGUGUCUCAGCAGCUGCCCCAUUCGUUAUUGUGGUUAUGAGUCAAUUACUGGCAGCAGUGUGAUUUGUUCUAUGAACAUGUGCGUUCACGCCCUCUUCUGAGCACAGGUUUUGUGUCUGCCUUCUUCCUCCUGCUGUGUCACUGGAGCUCAGUAUCCAGCCAGCCAGACUGCUCUGGGCUGUGGUUCUGCGAUGGCUCCUGCAGGGCUGCCCAGUCUGCUCACCCUGUGUGCAUGUCUGCUGUUCACACCUGGCCUGGCUGAGGCAGGCAAGCUGCUGGUGGUGCCCAUGGAUGGAAGCCACUGGUUCACCAUGCGGUCGGUUGUGGAGAGACUCAUCCAGAAAGGACAUGAGGUGGUUGUGGUCAUGCCAGAUGUGAGUUGGCAACUGGGACAAUCUUUGAAUUGUACAGUGAAGACUUUUAAAACUUCUUACUCCCUGGAGGAUUUGGACCAUGUGUUCAUGGUUUUCGCCAAUGAUCAAUGGAAAUCUCGACAAGGAAGUUUCUUUGAUGCAUUGAGUAGCUCUACUACCACUCAGUAUUUUGAGCUAAUUUUUUCACACUGUAGGAGUUUGUUCAAUGACCGAAAAUUAGUACAAUAUUUAAGAGAGAGCUCUUUUGAUGCUGUGUUUCUGGAUCCUUUUGAUAUGUGUGGCUUAAUAGUUGCCAAAUACUUUUCACUCCCCUCUGUGAUCUUUAGCAGGGGGAUAUUUUGCCAUUAUCUUGAAGAUGGUGCUCAGGUCCCUGCUUCGCUUUCUUACGUCCCCAGAAUUCUCUCAGGGUAUUCGGAUGCCAUGACUUUCAAGGAGAGAGUAUCGAAUCAUAUUCUCUACUUGACUGAGCACUCGUUUUGCUCCAUUUUUAUAAAAACAGCCUUAGAAAGUGCCUCUGAAAUCCUGCAGACACCUGUCACAGCAUAUGAUCUGUACAGCCACACAUCAAUCUGGUUGCUGCGAACUGACUUUGUUUUGGACUAUCCCAGACCCCUGAUGCCCAACAUGAUCUUCAUCGGGGGCAUCAACUGCCACCAGGGAAAGCCACUGCCUGAGGUGAGUUGUCUCUCCUUUAGCAAAAUACGCAUAACCUGUCUUUGGACUUGAAGUAAAA
Molecule: messenger RNA, 1194 nt
Organism: Otolemur garnettii (small-eared galago)
Lineage: Eukaryota; Metazoa; Chordata; Mammalia; Primates; Galagidae
Product: UDP-glucuronosyltransferase 1-8-like
Exons: 1
Coding region: 279-1187 (302 amino acids)
Molecular function (GO): UDP-glycosyltransferase activity
Source: RefSeq, a predicted model, not a curated record